This is a messenger RNA of Rattus rattus (black rat), 1208 nucleotides long. RefSeq names its product galectin 3 (gene Lgals3). Gene Ontology annotation, biological process: macrophage chemotaxis; positive regulation of calcium ion import; neutrophil chemotaxis. Gene Ontology annotation, cellular component: immunological synapse; nucleus. The coding region runs from base 318 to 1085 and encodes 255 amino acids. The record is from RefSeq and is a predicted model, not a curated record. The transcript has 6 exons. NCBI's taxonomy places the organism in Eukaryota, Metazoa, Chordata, Mammalia, Rodentia, Muridae. Gene Ontology annotation, molecular function: IgE binding; laminin binding; carbohydrate binding.
GUGAAGGAAAUAGGGGCAAGAUGAGACCAUGAGGGGCAGUUUCAGACGAGGGAAUCGGGUGAGUGUGAGAGUUUGGGUGUGGACAGCCAGGGUCCACUGUCCGGCACAGGUGAGGGACAUAGGCUGGCGGGUGUGUCCCUGUCCACCACUGGGAAGCUCCGGGGUCCGCGGGGUGCGGUCCAGCCAGGCGCCUGCAGGGCGAGGGAUGCUGCCCCGCCCCAGGAGGGCGGGCCCGGGCAAAAGUGUACUAGAAGCCGCCGAGCCACCGCCCUGCUCUAACAGCUAGCGGAGCGGCAGGAGGAGCACUAACCAGGAAAAUGGCAGACGGCUUCUCGCUUAAUGAUGCCUUAGCUGGCUCUGGAAACCCAAACCCUCAAGGAUGGCCUGGUGCAUGGGGGAACCAGCCUGGGGCAGGAGGCUACCCAGGGGCCUCCUAUCCUGGGGCCUACCCAGGACAGGCUGCUCCAGGGGGCUAUCCUGGACAGGCUCCUCCUAGUGCCUACCCGGGCCCAACUGGCCCUAGUGCUUAUCCUGGCCCAACUGCCCCUGGAGCUUAUCCUGGCCCAACUGCCCCCGGAGCCUUCCCAGGGCAACCUGGGGGACCUGGAGCCUACCCCAGUGCUCCUGGGGCCUAUCCUGCUACUGGCCCCUAUGGUGCCCCCACUGGACCACUGACAGUGCCCUACGAUAUGCCCUUGCCCGGAGGAGUCAUGCCUCGCAUGCUGAUCACAAUCAUGGGCACAGUGAAGCCCAACGCAAACAGUAUCACUCUGAAUUUCAAGAGAGGGAACGACAUCGCCUUCCACUUUAACCCCCGCUUCAAUGAGAACAACAGAAGAGUCAUCGUGUGCAACACGAAGCAGGACAAUAACUGGGGAAGGGAAGAAAGACAGUCAGCUUUCCCCUUUGAGAGCGGCAAACCAUUCAAAAUACAGGUCCUGGUUGAAGCCGACCACUUCAAGGUUGCGGUCAAUGAUGUUCAUCUGUUGCAGUACAACCAUCGGAUGAAGAACCUCAGGGAAAUCAGCCAACUGGGGAUCAUUGGUGACAUAACCCUCACCAGCGCUUCCCACGCCAUGAUCUAAGCCAGAAGGGGUGGGCCGGCACUGGAACCGCCCUGUGUGUGUUAUGAGCGGGAAACUUUGCAUUUCUCUCUCCUUAUACUUCUUGUAAGACAUCCAUUUAAUAAAGUCUCGUGCUGAGAGAUA